CAUCAUGUUAUAGUGCAAAGGUACGCAUGAACAGAAAAACCAAAUAAAGAAACAUUAUUACAUAGGAAAUUGGAAGAAACCUUUGUUGCAAACAUUGAUGGCAAACCAUGUUGUUGUUCCUCCCUUAGAUGAAAGUAAAUCAUCUGAUCCUCGUAACAUGACCACAAACCUUAACUGGAGGGACUUCAUUGAUUCUAGCUGGAAGGACGCAAUUUAUAAACGAAGAGCCAUUGCAAGCCUUAUACAGGCAGUGUACUAUCUUGAACUCGACAGGCAGGAGAACAGAACAAAAGAAAACUCUCGAGCUCCAGAUUUUUGGAUUCCCUUCAAGUAUAAACCUACACAAAUAUUGAUUGAUGAAAGAGAUGGGUCCAUUUUCGGUGCAAUAUUUGAAUGGGAUCGGUCUGCAGCAUUGUCUGAAUUCAAACCAUUUAAACCAAUUGGUGCCCCCAGAGCUGUUUUAGCACUCAGAGGAACAUUGAUCAGAUUCCCUACAAUGCGAAGAGAUUUUGAAGACGAUUUCCGCUUUCUUGCUUGGGAAAGCUUGAAGGACUCUGUGAGGUUUAAAGUAUCCAUGGAUGCAGUAAAAUCAAUGUAUGAUACAUAUGGAAGCAGAAAUGUAUGGAUUGGAGGGCAUUCUUUAGGGGCUGGAUUUGGUCUUCAAGUGGGAAAGGAACUGGCAAAGGAAAUGAUUAAUGUGGAAGCACAUUUAUUUAAUCCACCUUCUGUUUCACUUGCUAUGAGCCUUGGAAAUAUUGGAGAAAAGGCUGAAUAUGUUUGGAAUAGAACUAGAAUUUUGCUUCCUUCAAGUGGUGAACCUCAAAUCAGCAUUGAUGUGGACGAGACUUAUGUGGAUGAGACUUACAUUGUACGAUUGAAGAGAAUGAUGCCUCGUUUAUCGCGCUUGAUGGAUGCUCGUUUAGGAAGAGAAAAAUGGGUUCCUCAUCUUUAUGUUAACAAGAAUGAUUGGAUCAGUUACUUUUAUAUCCAUGCUGAUGGAACAAGAGAGAACAUCGCCGAUGUGGAGAAUAUGGAUCCUUCAAAUGAGCACAAUGAAGCCAAGUUGUAUGUUAUCACAAAGGAAGACCAGAAAUUUCUCGAGGCUCAUGGCUUGAAACAAUGGUGGUCAAGUGACGGUAACAUAGAGCUUAAGCAUGAUAUCCGCAAUGGCAAACUUGUGAGCGUGCAACUUAAAUCUUUGAACACUGGUACACCUUCUGAGGUAGCACUUUUCUACUAUUCACAAUAUGUUUCAUUAACCACGAGUCACAUAAAUAUUAGAGAAGCGACAGAUUAUGUGUGGAAUAUACUUAAAUGUGUGCCUCAUCAUAUAAGUGGUAAAGCUCAAAUCAGCAAUGACGGACAAAUGACUUCAGAUAUAAGUUUGAUGGGUUGGAUACCCCAAUUAUCUGGCUUGAAGGAUACCAGUUAUUGGGUGUGGAAAUGGAUUCCUCUUCUGUAUGCUAAUGAGAAUGUUGGUGCAGUAAAGAAGAUGGUUAGAAAGGAGAAUAUGGAUCAUGAAGAUGGUCGAAUUACUGCAAAUUUGUUUACUGUCUCCAAGGAACAACUGAAAUUUCUUGCAGCUCAUGGUUUGGAACAAUAGUGGCCAAAUGAUUUAGAACUUCAGCAAACUAUCCGUGAUGGAAAACUCAUAAGCAGGCAAAUUAAAUCUCUAUACACCGCUUCGCCUUGGGAAGUAACAAAAGGGUCAAAUAGUUCUUUUCUUUCACUUGCCAUGCGUCUUGCAGAAAAGGAAGAAUUUAUAUGGAAAUGGAAUAGUCUCAAAACCACGCUUCCUUCAAGUAGUGAAUCUCGGGUGCUGAAUGAUGGUUACAAUACUUCUGGUGUCGGUUUGAAGGGUUUGAUACCUCAAUUAUCUGGCUUGAAGGAUGUAGCUUAUCGGGUGUGCGAAUGGGUUCCUCAUCUGUAUGUUAGCAAGAAUUGUGGCACAGAAGAGAAGGAGGUUGACAAGGAGAGUGUGGAUCCUGCAAAUGAGAAAGUUACUGCAAAGUUGCACGUAGUAUCCAAAGAACAGCAGAGGUUUCUUUCAGCUCACGGUUUGCAACAAUGGUGGCCAAGUGAUGCAGAACUUCAGCAAACUAUUCAUGAUAGCAAACUCAUAAGCAGGCGAAUUGGAUCUUUAUACACCAAUACACCUUGGGACGUAACAAAAAGAUUAAAUCCUUUUAUUUCACUUCCCAUUUGUCUUGAUAAUAUCAGACAAAAAGAAGAAUUUUUAUGGAAAUGGAAUACUGCUAAAUCCAUACUUCUUUCAAGUAGUGAAACUCAUGUGAAUAAUGACGAUGACGAUAACAAGACAUCAAGUGUACCAUUGAAGAAUUGGAUGCCUUCACUGUCAGGCUUCGGGGGUGCUGGUUUUUCUGUGGUCCAAUUGGUUCCUAGGCAACUUAGGUAUUUAUCCUUUGUUACUCCAGCCACGAGCCUUGGAAAUACUGAAGAAAAAUUAAACUUUGUUUCAAGUAGUGAAACUCAAGUGAGCAAUGAUUCAGACAAGACUUCAUUCCAGAGUUGGAUACCAUCAUUAUCUGGCUUGAAGGAUGCUGCUUUUGGGGUGGGAAAAUCGGUGUCAAAUCUGUAUGCUGACAAGAGUGGUGGAAAAGACAAGAUGGUUGACAAAGAGAACAAGGGUCCUUUGCAAUAACAUAGGGAACACCUCAAGUUAACAAUGGAUUUAACUCCAUAGUUUGCAAAAUGCCAAGUUUGCAAUCUUAACAAUGCAGUCUGCUUUUGCUUUUAAUGUUACUCUUCAGUUUAAGUUCUUAAAACUCUAGGAGUAGGAGCUUUAUGAAGUAUCAAGUGAUGAACUAUUUGUCUAAAUAGAAGUGAGGUGAAACACUUGUCUGCGUGUGAUGUAUAAGUGAUUAGCACAAAAGUUUCUCUAAGUUUGUGUGAGACCUCGACAUGUCUGUUGUACUUUGUUCGUAUAUAUGUUUUGCUAUCUGA
This is a messenger RNA of Medicago truncatula (barrel medic), 2964 nucleotides long. RefSeq names its product GDSL esterase/lipase At4g10955. The coding region runs from base 98 to 1603 and encodes 501 amino acids. The transcript has 2 exons. The record is from RefSeq and is a predicted model, not a curated record. Lineage: Eukaryota; Viridiplantae; Streptophyta; Magnoliopsida; Fabales; Fabaceae.